This is a messenger RNA of Bicyclus anynana (squinting bush brown), 2345 nucleotides long. It is a transcript of the gene escl, whose product is annotated as polycomb protein EED. Gene Ontology annotation, molecular function: protein binding; nucleosome binding. The transcript has 8 exons. Gene Ontology annotation, cellular component: ESC/E(Z) complex. Gene Ontology annotation, biological process: negative regulation of transcription by RNA polymerase II. The record is from RefSeq and is a predicted model, not a curated record. Lineage: Eukaryota; Metazoa; Arthropoda; Insecta; Lepidoptera; Nymphalidae. Bases 137 to 1375 code for a protein of 412 amino acids.
CAAUUUGACAUUUAAGACGCCACUGCCAGCUGAUGAUGUUUGACUGAGAAAAAGUGAUAAAAUUAUUUGUAAUUGUAUUAAACAAAGUGCUUUAAUCUCUCUAGUGCUAUUAAAAUUAAUUAGUAAAUAUUAUACUAUGAACCUUUCUGAAAAUGAGGCUGACGACACCUCAAGCGUGGAUAGUACUUCGAACACAGACAACACAUCACGUAGUGAAACUCCUACAAAUACCCGGGUCAAGAAACGAAGACGCGGAAAGAAAAAAGUAACGAAACAAGUGAAACCCCCAUACAAAUUCAAUUGUAGUGCAAAGGAAGAUCACGGGCAGCCUCUAUUUGGUUGCCAGUUCAACCACCACCUGGGAGAAGGCGAGCCACAGAUAUUUGCUGUGGUUGGAAGCAACAGAGUCUCUAUAUAUGAGUGUCCCGAAGCUGGAGGAUUCAAGUUUCUACAGUGCUAUGCGGAUCCUGAUGUAGAUGAGACUUUUUACACUUGCGCAUGGUCAUACGAAGAGGAGACUCUCCUACCGCUGUUAGCCGUUGCAGGGUCUAGGGGCAUCGUCCGAGUGUUCCAACCCUCCACACAGACCUGCAUCAAGCACUACAUAGGCCACGGCCAUGCCAUCAACGAGGUCAAGUUCCACCCACGCGACCCCAAUCUCCUCUUGUCUGCGAGCAAGGACCACGCUUUGCGACUUUGGAACAUCAUGACCGAUGUGUGCAUCGCUAUCUUUGGAGGAGUAGAAGGUCACAGAGAUGAAGUAUUGAGUGCAGAUUUUGACUUGAAAGGGGAAAGGAUAAUGUCUUGUGGGAUGGACCACUCCCUGAAGCUGUGGAGGCUGGACAAGCCGUCUAUGCACGAGGCAAUCAAACAGAGCUACAACUUCAACCCACACAGAGCAUUGAGGCCUUUCAACUCACUGAAGGAACACUUCCCAGACUUCUCAACAAGAGAUAUACAUAGAAAUUAUGUUGAUUGUGUCAGGUGGAUGGGGGAUUUGAUCUUAUCAAAGUCGUGCGAAAACGCGAUAAUCUGCUGGAAGCCGGGCCGGCUGGAGGAAACGGAGCUGAGACCAGGCGACAACGCUGUCACCAUUGUGCACCGGUUCGACUACAAGGAGUGCGAGAUAUGGUUCAUACGGUUUGCUGUGGACUACAGCCAGAGGGUGAUAGCGCUGGGCAACCAGUGCGGUAAGACCAUGGUUUGGGAGCUAGGCAACGUGGCGGGCGGCUCGCGAGUCUCGCAACUGGUGCACCCGCGCUGUGUGGCCGCCGUCAGACAGGUAACUCUAUCGCGGAACGGCAAAGUGUUGUUAACGUGCUGUGAUGACGGCACCAUCUGGCGUUGGGACCGCGUCAACAACGGGAACACCUAGUUGUAGGAUAUUACCGUUCGGUCGCAAAAAUAAGCGUUCCUGACAUCUGUCAAAAGCAAAAUAUAAAGUGGACAUAACCUUGAUACAUAUGUAGAAGGUAUAAUAUUUGUUUCCAGCAAAUAAUUCGAAUCCUUAAAAUCACGAGCAACAACGCCAAAGCUCUAAACAAAAUGCAUCAUGUUGAAACCCCCAACGCUUAGGAUUCUAUUUCAGCGUUUGAAACGUUCGUAUUUAUGAUAUUAAAUUAUGAUUAUGAAAGUGAUGGACUCAGACGUUAUGUUAAAAAAAAUCGAUUGUCUGUAAAGUCGGUUUACUAACGAUAGUUGAACGUGACAAUGUCAUAAGAAAAUACUGAUGGAAUGCAUUUUUACGAACGGGUAAAAACUUCACAUUUCCACACUAACAAUAGGUAUCUAAUGUCAAACUAUGAAUACAAUAGAUCUAUCUCUGUCGUGCCUUCUUUUAAACUGUUUAUAGGAAGGUUAAUUUUUUAUAGUAGUAUCUCACAAGGCUUUUGGGCUACAUUCCUGCUGAAAGCAAUAACUCAGUGGUCUAUUUGGUGACCUUAAAUUGAUUUAGUUUCUAAUUUAGCUAUAAAUCUCGCCAAAGUUAUUGUCCGUUCCAUAGGCGUAUAUAGCAGGGGGGCUGGGUAGGCCGUGCCCACCCUAGUAUGGACCUGUGCCCACCCUAGGAUUCUGGGCUACCGAUAUGGCAUUCUAUUAUGAUAGCAAUAAUAUAUUUGAUGUCUGGGGCCAGGCCCACCCUAAGAAAUAAUCCUAGAUACGCCAAUGGUCCGUUCUGAACAAAGCAUAUAGGUGCGCUGGGUACACAAUCGUUUCAGCGGGGCUAUUAUACCUGCGCAGUUUGGCAUAUUGCUACUUCAGAGCGGACUAGAAGUUCGCGAAUAUUAUGUGCAAAUCUGUAAUUGAUUUUAAUCACAAUAAUAAGACUGGCUUUAGUCAAAUUAUUA